Alternaria triticimaculans is the source of this 1212-nucleotide messenger RNA. RefSeq lists its product as uncharacterized. Lineage: Eukaryota; Fungi; Ascomycota; Dothideomycetes; Pleosporales; Pleosporaceae. Bases 1 to 1212 code for a protein of 403 amino acids. The record is from RefSeq and is a predicted model, not a curated record. The transcript is spliced from 3 exons.
AUGCUAGAUACACCAGUUCACCAAGAAGGCAAUGAAGGGCUUUCGUUACUCGCUUCAGAACCAACAAACCGAGACGACGGCUUCUUCGAGGGAAGCUUCAACGGCGUCAAGUCAUUGGCACUCGACAUCCCUAACCCGAGACAGGACUUUCUCAACGAAGAAGAACAUGACGGUCCGCUGUUUCUCGCGCUCUUGAUGGGGAAUAACACUCUCAACGAUGCCGCUCAGAAAGGAGCCAAUCAGCCUCAACUAGUGCCUGAUACACUGGACCCCAGAUCGGCAUCACAAGCGCAAGUUACAGAUAGACAAGCCAUUCCAGGUUUGUUGAGUUCAAAGCUGAUGGUGCAGGAACUCGUAUCAUCGCAGACGGAGGAAGAAGAUGACGGUCCGCUAUUACUCGCACUUUUGAUGGGGAAUAACAACAACAACGCUGCCGCUCAGCCAGCAGCCAUUCAACCAGCGCCCGAUACACUAGACCCAAGACCAACAUUGCAAGCACAAGCCAUGCCUGAUGCGCUGUCCAGAGAUUGCGUAGCCGAGCUUCUCCGCAGCGUUCACGAGAUCGCGGACAUCCUUGCCAAUGCCGAUGACAAGCGUGUCAAGUCGCACACGUACGACGCAGGUCAAGAUCAUUAUGUCUCUCCCGUGGGCCGCGUGCUGGCAGUACCAUCCAAACUGGCCUUGCAACCCGGAGUCGUACAGAGCCUUGUCAUCGUCAAAGCAGCCCAAGUCGGCGCGAAAGUCGUGCCGCACCAGGACGGCUGCUCAGGCUUUACUAAUCCGCCCAGUUGCACGACUUUCUGGUAUGCCCUCGAAGAUGCAACCACCGCCAACGGAUGCUUGGCUGUUGCACCAGGUAGUCAUAGGUCGCGGCCUCUUACACCACGGUGUCGUCGGGAUAAGAAUGGGCUGCCUGAGUUUGUGGAACUAGACGAGCCCGUACAUGCUACUGUAGAUGGUGUAUCGACGGAAAUCCCGAUCCCGCAGAAAAAUGAUACCGGAGAUCUGGUAUUCGAGCAGCUCGAGGUCAAGGCCGGGACAUUGAUCCUAAUGCAUGAAAAUCUUGUGCAUACUAGUGAAGCCAACAAGAGUAGCAAGAGCCGUGUCGCAUUCAACUUUGGCGUGGUUGAGGGGACGCACGAGUGGUUAGCAGAUAACUAUUUGCAGCCUUACGAGGGCGAGAUGGAGUUUGAGCAGCUUCGUGCUUGUUAG